AUGGACAAGCAGAUUCAUAGGCAACAUGAAUACGAGGCCAAAGGUUAUACGAACUGGAAAGUUUCGCCUUGGAAUAGUCCAAAAACAAAUGGACUGUUAACACUUGCAAGGUCUAGAGCCGCGGCCCUUCAACAGGAUGUUGAGACGGCAAACUCAAUAUCUCCGAAUGCAUUGAGAGCUCAAAAUGUGCGUUGGAGUGUUGCCAGAAAAGAACCAGACUCGCAAUCUUUCAACCGACUUGAUUCAUCGCAUCAAAACAGAGCCACUCAAAUGGCAAUCUCAAAUAUUCGGAGAGACAAAAACAAGGGAACAAGCGAUCAGCCUUUAGAGCAAUCUAGUGAAUUCAGAUCCAUCGAGCCAGCGGACUCUGUCUUCACGAACUACAGAGGAGAAACUUCUCAAGACGAUCAGAUGGCUUCGGAUAUACUAAAAGUCCACUCAAAUUCAUCAAAUAUUUCGACGAAUUUUCUGAACAAAAAAGAGCUUUUGCAAUGGAAAAUACCGAAUUUCGACACCAUCCUGGUCAGAACGACGAAUUCCAAACAAACAGAUAAUUUCCAGAAGGCAAUGGAUUCGAGUAAAAACUGUGAAAGAAGAACAAUUGAGUGUAUGACUCCACCAAAUUGGGCUAAUCGUCAUAUAAGAGGAGUCUGCAUCCGCAGAGGACUGGCGAGCAAUGAUGUAAAGAGAGAAAGUCCGCUGGGUGAACUAGGUCUUCGAGGACUGGUGCAACGUUUAGCUGUUCCUGGAUGUGGAGAAUCAACAUGUCGAAAUGGAUGGUAA
This is a messenger RNA of Protopolystoma xenopodis, 783 nucleotides long. The record is from the annotation of a GenBank genome assembly. NCBI's taxonomy places the organism in Eukaryota, Metazoa, Platyhelminthes, Monogenea, Polystomatidea, Polystomatidae.